AUGGCGCUUAAGUUGUAUGGAUCACCCAUGUCCACAUGCACCUCUCGUGUCCUGACCUGUCUCCAUGAGAAGGGCUUAGAUUUUGAGUUUGUCCCAGUUGAUCUUUUCGCUGGCGAACACAAGCAGCCUCCUUUCCUAGCCAAAAAUCCCUUUGGUCAGAUUCCAGCACUUGAAGAUGAUGAUCUUACUAUAUUUGAAUCUCGAGCAAUCACAUCAUACGUUGCUGAAAAGUUCAAGGAAACUGGCUACGAUCUUAUACGGCACCAAAACCUGAAAGAAGCUGCAUUGGUGAAGGUUUGGACAGAGGUAGAAUCCCAACGAUUUCACCCUGCGAUAGCUCCAAUUGUCUUUCAAUUCUUCGUGGCUCCACUUCAAGGCAUUUUACCUGAUCAAACAGUCAUCGACACCAGCUUAGAGAAGCUAGGAAAAGUGCUCGACAUAUAUGAAGCCAAGCUGACCAGCACCAAGUACCUUGCUGGAGAUUUCUACAGCUUGGCUGACCUCCACCAUUUACCAUACACGUAUUAUCUGAUGAAGACUCCUGCAGCUUCGGUGGUAAAUGAGCGUCCGCAUGUUAAGGCAUGGUGGGAGGAUAUUUCUUCUAGGCCAGCUUUUAAGAAAGUGGCUGAGGGUAUGAAUUUUGGUGAGAAAUGA
Messenger RNA from Dovyalis caffra, 654 nucleotides. The record is from the annotation of a GenBank genome assembly. Lineage: Eukaryota; Viridiplantae; Streptophyta; Magnoliopsida; Malpighiales; Salicaceae.